AUGGUUGCAGACACAAAAUUGUAUGAGCUCCUAGAGGUCAGUGCAACCGCAACUGACAUCGAAAUCAAGAAGGCAUAUAGAAAGUCUGCUCUGAGAUACCACCCUGAUAAAAACCCAUCUGAAGAAGCAGCUGAGAAGUUCAAGGAAGUUAGCUCGGCGUAUGAGGUCCUUUCAGAUCCGCAAAAGAGAGAUAUUUAUGACCAGUAUGGUAUGGAAGGCUUAAGUGGCAGCGGUGGGCCAGGCGGCCCCGGUGGAUUUGGUGGAUUUGGUGACGACAUCUUUUCACAGUUCUUUGGUGGCGGCGGAGCUCAAAGACCAAAGGGCCCACAAAGGGGUAGAGAUAUCAAGCACGAAAUCUCUGUCUCACUAGAAGAAUUGUUCAAGGGUAGAACAACCAAGUUGGCGCUUAAUAAACAGGUUACCUGUAAAACUUGUAAAGGUUUAGGUGGUAAAGAAGGCGCCGUCAAGAAAUGUACGGCAUGUAAUGGUGUUGGUAUCAAAUUUGUCACCAGGCAAAUGGGACCUAUGAUUCAAAGAUUCCAAACAGAAUGUGAUGUUUGUCACGGUACGGGUACUAUAAUUGAUCCAAAGGGUCGUUGUAAGGUUUGUUUGGGUAAGAAAGUUGUUAAUGAAAGAAAAAUUCUGGAAGUACACGUCGAUCCAGGUAUGAAAGACGGUCAACGAAUUGUAUUCAAAGGUGAAGCCGAUCAAGCACCUGAUAUUAUUCCUGGUGAUGUAGUUUUUGUCGUUUCCGAAAAGCCACAUAAGGAUUUCAAGAGAGUAGGUGAUGAUUUGGUGUACGAAGCGGAAGUUGACCUAUUAACCGCUAUUGCCGGUGGUGCCUUUUCUCUAAAGCACGUGUCUGGUGACUGGUUAAAGAUUACAAUUAUCCCUGGUGAGAUUAUAUCUCCUGGUAUGCGCAAGAUCGUCGAAGGCAAAGGUAUGCCAAUUCAAAAAUUCGGAGGUUACGGUAAUCUUUUGAUUAACUUCAAGAUUAAGUUCCCAGAGAAUCACUUCACCACUGAAGAGAACUUGAAGAAGUUAGAAGAAGUUCUACCACCAAGAAAACAGGAGGUUAUUCCUGAGGGUGUGCACGUAGAAGAAUGUAUCUUAUCAGAAUUCGAUUCAUCCAAGUAUAACUCAAACGGUAGAGGCCAAAGUUACGACGAAGAUGAUGAUGAAGGACAUGGUGGUGCUGAAGGUGUCCAAUGUGCAUCCCAAUGA
This is a messenger RNA of Zygotorulaspora mrakii, 1224 nucleotides long. It is a transcript of the gene YDJ1, whose product is annotated as type I HSP40 co-chaperone YDJ1. The transcript has a single exon. Bases 1 to 1224 code for a protein of 407 amino acids. Gene Ontology annotation, cellular component: cytoplasm; nucleus; cytosol. Gene Ontology annotation, biological process: protein refolding; response to heat. Gene Ontology annotation, molecular function: Hsp70 protein binding; ATP binding. Lineage: Eukaryota; Fungi; Ascomycota; Saccharomycetes; Saccharomycetales; Saccharomycetaceae. The record is from RefSeq and is a predicted model, not a curated record.